Messenger RNA from Daldinia vernicosa, 1435 nucleotides. RefSeq lists its product as uncharacterized. The transcript has 2 exons. The record is from RefSeq and is a predicted model, not a curated record. Bases 192 to 1025 code for a protein of 277 amino acids. Gene Ontology annotation, cellular component: cytoplasm; membrane; mitochondrion. NCBI's taxonomy places the organism in Eukaryota, Fungi, Ascomycota, Sordariomycetes, Xylariales, Hypoxylaceae.
CAAUACCUACUCUCGCAAAAGACUCCGGCGUUUCUAUACUUUUAUUUUUAUUCUUUUAUAGAUCCCACCUUCAAUCAUAAUAUUCCAGUAAUCCCUCGUUCCCUUCUCGUGUGAAUAAGCGUCUCCCCCCCUAGAUUAUAUCCCUAGACGCCUUCCCUCAGCAUAAGUGUACCCGUCUCAAUUAAGCUACCAUGCCACUUUCCACGUCCAUGCUGCGGAGCAGCAUGUUGCGGCAGCGCCUAGAGCACCUACGCAUCGGACGCUUCCCACGCUCAGCGCCCCGGCGCUUCCAGUCCAGCAAUCCCGGCAACGGAGGCGAGACCAAACCGCCAACCGGGGAUCCGAUCCCGGUAGGUAGCACGCCGGUUCCUCCCGUACCUCUGUGGCAGAGACUCGGCCCCCUAACACGCGCCGGUGAAGCCUAUGGUCGCGCCCAGCAGAAAAGACCUUGGGCUACGCAGAUCGUCUCUGCGCUCGUCAUCUAUCUAGCCGCCGACAUUAGCGCCCAGCGCAUAAGCGGCAAGGACUACGUGCCUGAGCGUAGUGCUAGGAAUAUGGUUAUCGGUGGCGUAUCUGCUGUGCCGACCUUCCUCUGGUUCGUCUGGCUUUCUCGCCACUUCAACUACCCCUCGCACAUCCUCUCCCUCGGCGUCAAGAUCGUCGUCAACCAACUUGUCUUCACGCCCACCUUCAAUAGCUACUUCUUUGGCGCCCAAGCGCUGCUAUCCGGGGAUUCUCUCGCCGAGACCUGGGACCGAAUUCGUCGCACUGUUCCCAUCAGCUGGCUCAACGCCUGGAAGCUGUGGCCUGCGGUUACCGCGUUUACCUUUACUUUCAUCCCGAUCGAGUACCGCAGUGUCGUUUCGGGCGUCGUGGCCGUCGGCUGGCAGACUUACCUGAGCUAUCUGAACCGCCAGGCCGAGAUUCAGGAGGAACUGGCUCAUGGAACGGCCGUGGCUUCUUUGCCUGCUGUUGAGGCAACGGCCUUACAGCUUAAUGCGCAGAAACGUCGAAUAACAGCGUGAAUUUAAGGUGCGUUUCUUUGCGAAUUUCCAAUAAAAAUACGGAUUCAGGGACGAGAUAGACUAGACUUAUGGUUGGCGUUGUAACGUGCACGGCUUAAUACCAACAAAGGGGUUACUAGCAUGUGUAGAGGUGGAUUGGUAUUUACGUUAAUCGGUUAAUAAAAAACCCCUUCAUACUGGCAUAUCUUAUAUCCGUCACUAGAUCUGCUGUUAGAGGGUGUUCUGGUGGCCUGGUAGGACUAGGAUACUCAAGAUUGGUUAUAAAGUGUUGUUUAUUAGGUAUUAAAAGCUAAGGGGAGAACUGGGUUACUACGAGUUCUUCAACUAGACUAGUGUCUCAAACUCAUGUUAUAGAUUCGCCGUGAUUAUAUAGAUGCGCAUAAUAUAUAUAUAAUAACCUUAUUAAUCAA